CUCUUUAAUGCACUCGGCCAACCAGUCAAUUACUCAAGAAAGCAUUAGCCAGUUCAGUUGUAAACAAUCGACAGUACGACGAGCAUACCAAUCACUUUCUAAACCACCAUGGUUCGCCCGGUGCAAUCUGUAACAUUACUUCCUGUUUUAUUAGUGGCAUUGUGCAAGUUAGUCGUAACUGUACCCGUAGAAACCGUUGUUAUCUCAAUUCCUUCCGGAAACGCGAACGAUUCCGUAGUUGCUACUCCUGCUAAGGGUGAUUCUGUAUCUGAUUUAGGUAAUUCCGUUCCUAUUCAGGGUAAUUCUAAUACUAAUACAGAUGAUUUAGUUCCUGAUAAGGGUAAUUCCGUUCCAGAUAAGGAUAAUUCCGAUCCUAACAAGGGUAAUUCCGCAUCUGCUACACCAGCUAUAGACAAUUCCAUUCGCGAUAAAGGUAAUUCCGUUCCCGAUAAGAGUAAUUCGAUUUCUAAAUACAAUAGGGAUGCUAGGGAUGAUUCGGCGGUGUCUGCUAGUAAUGCUGCAGCGAGCAAUGGGACUGAGGAUGAUUCUGUGCCUGUGUCAACUGGCCCUAUAGAGUACUAUAAGACCAAGUAUGAUCACGUGGAUAUAGAGGCUCUGCUCAAUAAUAGGAGGAUGGUAAAUUAUUACACUAAAUGUAUGUUGAAUCAAGCACCUUGUCCUCCGGAUGGAGCUGAAUUUAAAAGAAUCCUGCCCGACGCUAUCAGAACCAACUGUAGACGAUGCACGGAAAAACAAAAAUCAGUCACAAUCCGAGCUGUCAAGCGACUGAUGAAGGAGUAUCCCAAAACGUGGAUGCAAUUAGCCAAAGCCUGGGAUCCCAAAGACAUAUACGUCAAGAAAUUCAUCUCGACCUACAGCAGCUGGGAGUACGAGCCCGUCACCACCCCCAAAAAUAUCUUCGCCAACAGAUUCGAUGACGGAGACGACGAAAAUAAUCCUAACAAAUUAUACAGCAACAACUCUAAUAACAUCCUAUUUAACAUUCCUCCCUUACCCACCAUACCUCCUAAGGUGUUGGAUCGGGUUGAACCAUUUGCUAACGGCAUUGGUGCUGGUUUCACAGCUACAAUAAAGAUGGUGAAGACGUUCGAGAAAUCGCUUUGGCAAAUGGCUGGACAAAAAUUUAGGAUACUUAACAGGAUUCUCGGCGGCUGACGCCAAAUCCUUAAAAAGACGACCAGACAAAACACGAACACGAUCAGACAGACGAUCAAACAUCGCAUAACUAAAAGAAGCUCUCAUCUCAAAUCGCUUAUUAGUUCAAUCAGGAGUGCCAUCCAUAUUUUUCAAUAAUACUUUUUAGAUUUUAGAUUUGGCUAAUUUUUUUCAGUCAGUUAUUUAUUAAAAUUGUCUGUCAAAAUAAGCCACUUGUAGAAUAGCUAAAUGCCAAUUUCAUAUUAAAGUUGGGGGUUAUUUAAACGAUUUAUGAAAACUUUAGUAUGGAAUAUUUAAUUGCAUGCAAACUGCAGGACUGCUUUAAUAUCAUGCUACGUCAGUUAUCAUGUCAUAUGUCAUUCUCAUAUCAAAACAGAUACUAACUGUAGCUAUGAUUUUCAUGGUUAUUUUACUAAAAGUUCCUAUUUUUAAUAUUGUUCAAUGCACAUGUCUCAGGAAUCAGAAGAAAUAUCUAAAAACAUAUGAAUAUUGACAGCAUUUCAUGAAAUUGUAUUAUCUCAAAAAUAACAGAUUUCUGUAUACUGUCCAAUAGAACUUUUGAGUAAUUUUCUCAAGACUUAUAUAAAGUGACUUUUUUAAUCUUAAACUAUAUCAUUUUAAUUAUAUUAAUAAUUUAAAUAUUUUAUAAUGUUUUGUUAUUGAUUCAAAUAAGUUUGAACCUUUUAUUAUUAUAAAGAAAUGUCAAUUAUUUUAAAGAAGUAG
Molecule: messenger RNA, 1899 nt
Organism: Psylliodes chrysocephalus
Lineage: Eukaryota; Metazoa; Arthropoda; Insecta; Coleoptera; Chrysomelidae
Source: the annotation of a GenBank genome assembly